This is a messenger RNA of Tinamus guttatus (white-throated tinamou), 522 nucleotides long. Lineage: Eukaryota; Metazoa; Chordata; Aves; Tinamiformes; Tinamidae. The record is from RefSeq and is a predicted model, not a curated record.
AUAUUUGGAGCCCCGUCAUUUGAUGAUAAAAUCUUAGAAGUUGUCGCCGUAUUUGGCAGCAUGCAGAUGGCAGUUUCCAGAGUCAUCAAACUGCAGCACCACAGGAUAGCACAGUGUCGGUCAGUAAAGAUCACCAUACUUGGCGAUGAAGGGGUUCCAGUGCAAGUCGAUGGAGAGGCAUGGAUCCAGCCCCCCGGUGUUAUUAAAAUUAUACAUAAAAACAGAGCUCAGAUGCUGACACGAGACAGAGCUUUUGAAAACACCCUGAAGUCUUGGGAAGACAAACAGAAGUAUGAUUCCUGCAAACCUGUCAUUCGAUCUCCCUUGUACCCUCAGCAAGCUGUUGAGUUGGCUACAGAAGAGGAAGUUGCACAGAUCCAGCUGUGCUCACAAGCUGCAGAAGAGCUUAUUACCAGAAUCUGUGAAGCGGCAAAAGUACACAGCCUCUUGGAACAGGAGCUUGCUCAUGCUGUCAAUGCAUGUUCACAUGCAUUAAAUAAAGCCAACCCAAGGUUUCCUGAG